AUGAAGUAUCCACAACCACAGCAACAACCUGUUGAGAAAAAACCCCAAGCCCGACCCAAGACAUUCAAAUUUGGAACUCUUGUAACUGCUGAAUCGAUUAUUAAAGAACUAGAAGAAAAAGAAAACUUGAAACGAAGAAAGAUUGAAGAUGCAAAA
This is a messenger RNA of Dentiscutata heterogama, 156 nucleotides long. Lineage: Eukaryota; Fungi; Glomeromycota; Glomeromycetes; Diversisporales; Gigasporaceae. The record is from the annotation of a GenBank genome assembly.